Messenger RNA from Amoebophrya sp. A25, 820 nucleotides. The record is from the annotation of a GenBank genome assembly. NCBI's taxonomy places the organism in Eukaryota, Dinophyceae, Syndiniales, Amoebophryaceae.
GUUGGAGGCCACGGCCAGAUGAAGGCUCUAAGGAAAAAAUGAAGAAACGACUCUGAAUAUGACUUAGUCCUACACUUGAUAAAGGUAAUCGUAUGCCGAUGAAGUAGUAAAGAGCGUGAACAAGAUUUUGAUUUGCCUCAGGGAUAAAUCUACGAGAUAGAGGGAAAUGCCUACGAUAUGAAUAUUUUCCCACGUCGUCGUCUGCAUGCAGCGAUCUCGUACGUCUUGCUCCCGCCGUACAAUUGGAGACCUUGGAAGUAGCUACCAUCUGCUCGGGUGAACAUGUUCAAGAUGAUCACAAGGCGGCCGAGGAGUUUGGUCUUGUGGCUUGGCGUCGGAGCUGCGUUGGCUGAAGAUCGCGCAAGUUACUGGCCUGGUGUGAAUCGUAAUAUUGACGGACUCAAACUUACCUCUCUCUUUACAAUCGCGUCAACAUCCGAUCACGGCCGUGAUGAAGACGAUGCUACCGCUCAGGGAAAUACUCUGCGACAGCUAGCGGCCUCCAGCAGCGUCACCAAGGCUCGUCCUGAGGGUACCAAUCUGGUUGAGGAUGAGACCACCACCAUUUCGGGCGAAGACGACACUUCCAGAAGGAGAUGGAAGCGCCAUUCGGUCGAACAUCGCCUGCUCUACCAUGAAGAAGAUGACUCUUCUACGACAUCACGAAAUCAUCGUAAUUUGCAGCAGUCCUCAAUCACCCACUCGUCUUCAUGGUCAAAUGCAAGAGAUCGCAUUCGCAGCUUGGCUCGCAUGAGCCGCGCUAUGAGUUCGCCGACUGUCGAUAUGGAAAACGAUCUUGCAACCUUUGCGGAACUAUUGG